Molecule: messenger RNA, 5508 nt
Organism: Monosiga brevicollis MX1
Lineage: Eukaryota; Choanoflagellata; Craspedida; Salpingoecidae
Exons: 33
Coding region: 1-5508 (1835 amino acids)
Biological process (GO): GPI anchor biosynthetic process
Cellular component (GO): endoplasmic reticulum membrane
Molecular function (GO): mannose-ethanolamine phosphotransferase activity
Source: RefSeq, a predicted model, not a curated record
AUGGCGUGUCCAGACCAAGUGCUCGACUUUGGGCGUAAUGAGCGCUUCAGCUACAUGGUGCAGCCCUUGUUGGGUCGCAACCUGGCAGAUCUACGCAAGUGCUCGCAGGGAGGCCGUCUUGAAAAACGUUCCGUCAGCUAUUUUGCUUGCGAAGCGCUUCAGGCCCUCGAAGCUACAUAUCGAAAGAUAUACCUGAUUGACUUUGGGCUCGCGCGGUUCUACAAGGACAACAACGGAGCAGUGCGGCCCCCUCGGCCGGUUGCGGCCUUUCGCGGCACUGGUCGUUACGCCAGCUUGGCUUCACAUAAUAAUCAAGAGCUGGCUCCACGAGAUGACUUAAUUUCAUUGCUCUACUCGUUGAUCGAGCUCAUCCUGGGCGCCUUGCCCUGGCGUCAUCUUCGUGACCGUGACGAGAUUCGCAAGCUCAAGGAGCAGUAUAGCUUGGAUGCGCUCACCCAGGGUCUACCUACGCCCUACGUCCACUUGGUGACCCAAGUAGCCAACCUGGGUUUUGCAGACCGGCCCGACUAUAGCGCUAUGAUUCGAGUUUUCAGCAUGGAUGCCACGGACUCGAAGAGGCGCUAUCCACCUCGGCGUGUGGCUUGGCGGCCUGACGAAGCCCUUGCUGCUCAGCACGGCCAACCGGUCGUGGGCGAGCGCGUGGUAGCCCAUGCCCAUGUUCGGUCUGCAUUAUCAUCCGGGCUGGCUGGUCUGCAGCUCAAGCAAGCUGCUGCCCAAGCUGCUUCACCUGCCCCUGCUGCGCCGGCUGUUGCCCCUGUGAAACCCAGUGGGCCUAAGAUGACACUUGCCGUGAAACAGAAGGAUUGCAAUGCUGACCCCCCGCUUCUGCCGAUUACAGAGCAACGGCCCACCCACAAGGGUCUGUUGCACGAUCGAGUGCGCCAAUUAGUCCAAGAUGAGGGCGAAGCUGCCGUAGCAUCCGGUGCUGGCGCCGAUCAUGGUGAUGAUGCAGCCAGACGUCGGGUCGAGGGUGGUACGCACGGCAAGGCGCGCGACCUUAAAGCAACCGCGAACACCAAAACCGGUCUACUUGAUAAUCCAGCACUGGCCACUGCGCGACGGGGCUCUAAUGCCAGCGCAGGGCGAUCGGGCCAACAUGCCUUUGCCCCAUCAUCAGCACUGCACGCCGUUCAGGCAACCCAAGGCGUGUCCAAGGCAACUUCGAUGCCUGGCUCGGAGCAUGACAGUGGAGCUGACGUGCCUGAUCCUGCGCCUGGCAGCACAUUUGUGCAGCAGGUCUUGAAAGAACCUGCACCCGUUGAAGUUUUGGAGGAGUCUGAUAGCCACUCGAACCUUUCAGUCGAUUCGCCAACGCCGCGGCAUGUCCAGCGGCUGCGGCGUGCAGGAGCGACCGCGCCGGCCAUCGGGCGCUGCUGUUCGACUCAGGUCCUCUCGCGCGUAAUGCUUGUCUGGGCGGCCUGCUGGAUCAACCCCCGCAUCAUGAACUCCCUGGCCUUUUACACCAUGACGUUUGCCUGGGCCGUCACUGAGGUGGUGCGCUACAACUGGUACUGGACCAAGCUCUUGCUUGGCGAUGCCCCUGGUUUUCUGACCUGGUGCCGCUACUCCUUCUUUGUCGUCCUCUACCCGCUCGGCGUCGCGUCGGAAAUUGCCUGCAUUCUUCAAGCCAUUGGCUACUAUGAUGCUCUGGCCGAGGAGCAGCGCGUACCGGAUGACGACGAAACUGCCCAGUUCCUCGCUCGCGUCGCUCUCACCUUCAACUACACCAUCAUGGCCUUCCUGUCUCUCUAUCCCAUCGUUUUUCCGGGUCUCUACAUGCACGUGUGGGCCCAGCGUCGCAAGGUCUUUGGCAAGCGCCGCCCUGCUCGCCCCGAGCCCACCGAGGGCAUCCAGUGGCCUGCCGACGCUACUGGCACUCGCAGUACAAGCUCGACGGGUCAAGCCGUGCUUGCACGCAGCGUCAUGGACGUGGAUCCUCAGGCAGCGGUGGCCGUCAUGAAGGAGCGCAACUGGCGCUUUGGCUACGGCAAGCAUUUCAUCGAGAACGUGCGCAUCUCGCUGCGCACUCCCGAGACUGCUCUCAAGGUUGCCCAAACGGGUCUCGACUACAUGCACAACCAGUUUGAGUUUGUUCGUGACGGCAAGGUCAUGUCCUUGGCCACUGCCAUGAGCACCAUCACGGCCAGCUUCCCGGGCACCAUGACCAUCAAGGGCUCGGGCAAACGCGACCCCGUGUACAAGGUGCCCUACCGUCGCAAACCUUACCCGGAGCAGUCUCCCCUUGAAGAUCUCACCGCGCCCGUGAUGCCAUUGCUGCCGUGGCAGACCACGACGAAUGGGUGGAUCUCAGCGACAAGUACUUUGUCCUUCUUGGUGCCGGCUCUGGUUCGUCCUGUACACCCAUAUCAGACAAGGUGUCUGGCGCACGCACCACCGCUGACCUCGCGCUUUGUGGUCCCUCGCCUCGCUGGCUGCAUGCUGCCCUUAGCCAUGGGCCCCUAUCUUGUCCUCAUGGCUCUCGGGGCCAACGUCAUUGCCCUCGACCUCGACCGCCCGCAAAUCUGGGAGCGUCUGAUCAAGGUGGCUCGCGAGAGUGCCGGUACCUUGAUCUUCCCGACCAAGAAACCCGUGGCUGAGCUGACUACGGACGAGCUGAUCUAUGCCAACGCUGGCGCCAACCUGUUCACCGACACGCCCGAAAUUUGCAACUGGGUGUCUGACCUCAUGCCCAAGGAAGAAUUUAUUGUUGGCGGGUGGUGUUUUGCUGUGUACGUGCAGCAAGUGAUUUACUUUGUUGUGCGCUUCAAUAGAUAUGCCUAUUUGGACGGCGAGAAGCAUGUGCGCGUCUCGCUUGCCAUGGAUGCCAUCAAGGCCGGUGUGAUCCGUCGCCGCAAGACGGUGACAACUCUGGCCUACCUCUGCUCGCCCACCGACGUCUUUGUGGUCAGCACGGAUGCUCGUGAUGCGGCCGCGGCCAACUACAAGAACCCUGGCUCGGUCAAGACAUUUGUCUCUGUCCUUCGCACUGUCAUGAAGAAGGCUUGCACCAAGAACGUCUUGCCCCUGGUUCAGGAUGCUUCCGGAACUCGCACCUAUGCCAUCAACGACGGUAUUGUUGUGCAGCAAGGUCCCAACUAUGCUUUGGCCAAGCGCCUGCAGCACUGGCGUGCCAUGGUCGCUCGCGCGGGGGGCUCUCGUGUGUCAUCCAACAUUGCCCCCUCCACGGCGACGCUGUCGGUCGUGCACAACAAGAGCUUUGCUGCAGCCUACGGAGGUUGGAAGCACUUCCCGGCCUUUGAGGUUGCUUGGCAGGAAACCUCCAACGCGGUCAUGGGGGCGCUGCUGAUCCACGACGUCCGCAACGAGCAGAGCAAGGCCAAUCCGUCCUUUGAGUUGUCGAACCAGCUUGAACAAUUUCGUUAUGGCUCCUUCCAUGGUGGCGUGUGGCGCUCGGGUUACAAGGUCGGCUCGAUUGGCGAGGCCUCGGCUCUGCUGUACUAUCUUAGCAUCUACCGCUCAACGCUCCUCGUGUUGCUGACUCUGGCUGCCAUCGCUAUUGCACCUUUCUUCGAUGUCUUCAAUGAGCCGCUGCAACAAUUUCUCCUUGAGUAUCGCCUGGACAAGCUCGUUGAUGAACAGUUCUUGAUCUUGCUGGGCACCCUUUUGUUCUUCCGCACCUUUGCGCAAAUUGCUGGCAAACGAUACAAGGCCGCGCCAUACUUUUUCAAAGUCAUUUGGUUUACCGGAGUGGUUAUCUGGCAAUGGAGCAUUCUGAGCCAGCAAUCGUGGCUGCCUUGGUACUUUGGUGGGCCCUACGUGCACGAUCCCACGCUGAAGCCGGAUCCCGUCUGGGCUAUUGACUAUGAUAUUGCCGUGCUUUACAAGGCUGGCUUUGCCUUCCAUUUGCACAACGCCAUCGUGGAUGCGGUCAUUGGUGCCAAGGUGGCCUUUUACAUUCACCACGUCAUCACCGUUCUGCUGAUUGCGUCUUCUUUCAGUCAAGGCUACCUGCGCUGUGGCUCGCUUGUUUUCUUUGUUCACGACAUUCCCGACAUCUUUGUCUCCUUGACCCGAGCCAUGAUUGCCAUCAACAGCCCAGCCAUGUCUGCGGUUGCCGGCUCCAUGUUGUUGCUGUCAUGGUUUGUCUGCCGUCUCGGAUACAUGGCUAUGCUGGCAACCGAAGUGGCCUACACCUCGCGCUUCGACACCACGGAGAUGACCUGCUUUCUCACUAUGCACUGCGGCCUGAUCGUUCUUCACGUCUACUGGUUUUUCUUGAUCAUCCGCAUGUUCAGCAACUUUGGCAAAUCAGGGGGCCGGAUGCCCUACGACACGACUUUGUGGCACCUGAUACAACUGCUGAGCCACCGACCUGGCACAACCAACUCCCGUACAUGCAAAGGUUUGUUAUCGACACCUGGAGGCUGGGAGGCCAGCGCGAUUUUCGUCCGCCAGUGUCAUGCAGUUGUGGCUCACGAUGAUCAUGAUCAUGCUAAUUUUGGGACAAAUUGGACCAACAGCUUACUGGUGCAGAAUGCCUCUCAAGCGCGCUUGUUUGAGUUUUGGGCUGAUGCGCCCACCACGACGCUGCAGCGGCUCAAAGGGUUGACUACUGGUGGACUCCCGACGUUCUUGGAUCUGGAUAGCAAUUUUGCCGGUACUGCCAUCACCGAAGACAACCUCAUCGACCAGCUGAAACGUCAAGGCAAGCGGCUAGCCUUUGUCGGAGAUGACACCUGGGAGGGCCUUUUCCCUACUCAGUUCGAUGAGAUGCAUCCCUUUCCCUCCUUCAAUGUGCGAGACUUGGAGACGGUGGAUCUGGGUGUGCGACGUCAAAUGCCGAGUUUCCUUGCUGACCCCUCGUUGCAGGUCAUUGUGGGUCACGAACUGGGCGUCGAUCACUGUGGCCAUCGUUUUGGCCCUAGCCACCCGGCCAUGGUGCGCAAGCUGCGCGAGGUGGAUGAUCAUGUAGCACGAAUCAUCCAGUCACUGACUCCAUCAGACUUGCUGCUCAUCCUGGGCGACCAUGGCAUGACAGCCUCGGGUGACCAUGGUGGCGACAGCACUGCAGAGCUCGGCGCGGCUCUGUUUGCGUACGCUCCUGGUGGCCUGAGCUCGCCACCCUCGACACUAGCACGGAGGCGUGUGGAUCAGCUUGAUUUACCCGCAACUGUGGCCUUAGCGCUGGGUGUCCCCAUCCCUUUCAACUCGCUGGGACGAUUCAUUUGGGAUGUGCUGCCGCACAACGCCACACAAGCUCAGCUUGUUGAAACGGCCGGCAUCAAUGCUGCUCAGAUUGUGCGUGUAGCCACGCCCUUCUCCAACAGUUUGGUGGUGUACGAAGACUUGCAGGUUGCCUUUUUGGCAGCCUCGCUGGUGAUGCUACAAGCAACGCGGUCCUUGCCUUACACAACAAGCCUUAAGCACCGCCUGGGCUUGGUUGGGGCUUUGGUUAUAACGCUGGCUGCACUGCGUCUUGGGCAAGUGUUCCGGUACGAUUUUCGGCGCCGAUGCGUGAUUGACUGA